Molecule: messenger RNA, 784 nt
Organism: Bursaphelenchus xylophilus (pine wood nematode)
Lineage: Eukaryota; Metazoa; Nematoda; Chromadorea; Rhabditida; Aphelenchoididae
Source: the annotation of a GenBank genome assembly
AUGUUCGGGAAGUGGGUCUUUUUGGCGGUGGUUCUCCUCUUGCCAUACCUCAGCUAUUCAAGAUAUGAGGACCGUAAGUUGGCCAUGGCUGAUUUGUCUCAGCAUUUAUUUGUUGGAAUUAUUUUUCGUUAACCUUAGGCUAUGAUAUCAACAUGAUGCCCUUUGACCUUCGCCCAAUCCGAGAUUUCAUUGGCCUUUGGGAGAUCGAGGGACCCGCUGUAGGAAAUACGAGGGACCUCCCCGCCCCCUCACUCAUCGAUUUCUCCAUCAAUCCCAUCCCUAAAUUUGGGGCCCGAUCGGUUAAUAUUACGUAAGAAAAACGUUGAAACUAAAUUUAUUUUUAGUCAUACUUACUUUGAUUCUGGUAAGAAUGUCAUCAGAUCUGAUUACGGAUUCAUGCCAGUCAAGAAUUCAACCCGAAGAGACCCUCGAAUUCAUGUCGCUUAUCUGACAACAAGCAGUGAAGGUGAGGUUAUGUAAUCGGAUGAUUAAAAUAAUAUGUAAAGGGUAUUCGAUGAUGGAACAGGGAUUUGCCAAGGACAAUAAGCUUAUCUUCCAUCUAAAACAAUUCCUCCGGCGUUCUUUUGAUGUCGGAAGUCGAGGAGUUGAUCUUCAUGUCAGAGAAGUGAGCAUAACUAUCUUAAAAUUAGUUUUAACAACCUUGUUUUAGUUUGAGAGGCAAUAUGAGAUCCGAGAUUUCCAUCACAUGACCUUAAAGGUGAGAGCGGAGACAUCAGUCGACACAGAGAGUUACACAGCCAAAUACAAGAAGGUCCUCUACUAA